CAAUUCGCGGCAAAAAACCAAAAACUUUGAUAUGAACAAACUCUCCGAGAAAAUCCCGACCUCGAAGUAUUCCAAAUCAAACUCUCUGAAUCUCUCUCAGUUCAUCCCACACUACACCCGAAAUCAUUCCUCAGAAACAAUCCCUUUCCUUCCAUUAACGAUCUCUCUCGAGUUUCCCCUCUUCUUACUCAAGAAAAGCAUCUCAAUCUUCUUCUAUAUCUCUCCAUCCAUGUCUCAAUCAAUCCCCCAUUUCUCUACACUCUCCAAUGGCUGCCCAACAACCUACAGUCUUCACCCCGGUGACCUUCUCCAAGUACACCAAGCGGGUUCUUCUCAGAACUGUGUUCGAGAGUGGCGAUGGCGGUCUGGGGUUUGUGGAUCGGAAAUUGGUGGUCGGAGGAUGGGUGAAGUCCUCCAAGGAAGUCAUUGGAGAUGCUGUUCGGCCGCUGGUCGAUGCCAGUGUUAAGGCGGCGGGUGAUGUCCUGCCGCUGAAGGCUAAGGAUGCGAGCUGUAUUGAGAUUGUACAGUCGCGGAUUCCGAUUGUUAGGUCUUUGCUUAGGAUGCUGUAUGGAAAUAAUUUACACGGCGGUGAGAAGUUGGAGACGAAUGUUCAUGAGCCGCCUCUUCCUUCCACUGCUUUUCUGGUCGUUAAUGAUGGCUCUUGUGUUGCAGACCUUCAGGUUGUUGUGGAGUCCUCGUUACAUCAGCCUAUCCAUCUGAUGCCAUCGGGAACUUGCAUUUUGGUGGAAGGCAUAUUGAAGCGGAUACCAGUACCUGGGAAACAUACUGUCCGGCUUGAAGUGGAGAAAAUCCUUCAUGUAGGGAAGGUUGAAAAGGAAAAGUAUCCAUUAUCACAGAAAAGGAUUCCAAUGGAUGUUUUGAGGAAAUUUUCUUAUUUUCGUCCUCGAACUUCUACGGUAGCAUCUGUUAUGAGAAUUCGUAAUGCCUUGACUUUUGCAACUCACACGUUCUUCCAAAAUCAUAGCUUUCUUUACGUGCAAUUACCCACUAUCACGACCACAGACAGUGAGGGAUUCAGUGAAAAGUUCCACGUUACAACACUUGCGACUAAAUUAGCAGGUAAGAGAGUAGAACCAACAGAAGAUAAAGAAACUGAUGGUGUAAGUCUUGAAACUGUUAAGGCUGCUGUAAUGGAGAAAAGCAAUCUCGUCAAAGAGCUUGAGAGAAGCGAAGGCAACAAAGAAGCCUUAGCUGCUGCAGUUCAGGAUUUAAAGAGAACAAAUGAACUGGCAUUACAAUUAGAAGCCAGAGGAAAAUCAAAACCCGAAUCGAGCAAAGAUAAAGUUAACUUCCAUGAAAAUUUCUUCCCACAAGAAACUUAUCUAACAGUUUCUGGACAACUCCAUUUGGAGACCUAUGCUUGCGCCCUUGGCAAUGUUUAUUCGUGUGGACCGAGGUUUCGAGCAGAUAAAAUCGAGUCUGCAAAACAUGCAGCUGAAAUGUGGAUGGUGGAAGUUGAAAUUGCUUUUGCUGAACUCGAGGAUGCCAUGAACUGUGCUGAUGACCUUGUAAAAUUCCUCUCCAAAUGGGUAUUGGACCACUGUGUGGAUGAUAUGAAAUUUGUUGAAAAACGAAUUGACAAGACGAGCAUUCCACGCCUUGAAUCGUUUAUAUCAUGUUCGUUCGAGAAGGUCUCUUACACUGCGGCAAUAGAAAGUCUGGAAAAGGCAACACCCGAUCAAAAACAUCAACACUUGAAGAGCCUUAAAUUUGGUGCUGCUUUAACUGCUGAUCAUCUCAGUUAUCUGGCUGAUACCAUCUAUAAAAAGCCUGUGAUAGUAUACAACUACCCAGAAGGAACCAAGCCAUUUAAUGUGCGCCUGAAUGAUGAUGGGAAAACUGUGGCGGCAUUUGAUGUAGUUCUUCCAAAGGGUGGAGUAGUAAUUUCUGGCAGCCAAAAGGAGGAGCGUUUAGAUGUAUUGAUGAGAAGGAUGGGGGAGAUGGGGCUGCCAAGGGAGCAGUACGAGUGGUACUUGGAUAUCCAUAGGCAUGGAGCAGUGAAGCACUCCGGUUUCAGUUUGGCAUUCGAUCGUUUCCUUCUGUUUACUACUGGUCUCACUGACAUCAAAGAUGUUAUUCCAUUUCCAAGAAGUUUUGGAAAGGCCAGCGAUUAAAAGGAAUCAAUUGCUCUAAAAUAUUUUAUGAAGCAGUUGGCUCAUAUCAAUGGUGAUGCCCAAAAAAGUGUGUUCAUGUAGAAACCCAAAGAAAAAAUGGCAUCUUUUAGGA
Cucurbita moschata (crookneck pumpkin) is the source of this 2247-nucleotide messenger RNA. Its product is annotated as asparagine--tRNA ligase, cytoplasmic 2-like. Gene Ontology annotation, cellular component: mitochondrion. Lineage: Eukaryota; Viridiplantae; Streptophyta; Magnoliopsida; Cucurbitales; Cucurbitaceae. Gene Ontology annotation, molecular function: ATP binding; asparagine-tRNA ligase activity. The transcript is spliced from 8 exons. The record is from RefSeq and is a predicted model, not a curated record. Bases 267 to 2135 code for a protein of 622 amino acids. Gene Ontology annotation, biological process: asparaginyl-tRNA aminoacylation.